Psylliodes chrysocephalus is the source of this 2617-nucleotide messenger RNA. The record is from the annotation of a GenBank genome assembly. NCBI's taxonomy places the organism in Eukaryota, Metazoa, Arthropoda, Insecta, Coleoptera, Chrysomelidae.
AGUCUUCUGAUGGCUCCAACAGCCUUUUUAGUAGCCAACAUGCCUCAUGGAAUUAAACUUUGACAAUCUACGCUCCGCGUGCGUAUGUCGCAGUGACUGCUCUCGGAUGAAUGGAGGCUCCAGACUAAUGCAAAAAGUUAUCUGACUCACCCAAAACAGUAUAAAAGGAGUGCAUUGAUUCGUAGUUUUCAGUUGUUGUAUUGAAGUGCUUGUAUACUUUUCAAUUGUAUUAAACAUGUUACUUUCAAAAAUUUUAAUUUUGAUUCUAUUAUUAUUCUUGUUAAAUAUAAUAGAAGUUGAAAGUACUGAUCAGAAAUAUUCAUUAGAAACCAGAUAUAUUGAAGUACCUCUAGAUCAUUUUUCAGCAGUUCCGUCGCCGACGUUCUUCAAAUUAAGAUACCUAAUAAACUCCAAGUACCAUGUUCGAGGAGGGCCAAUAUUUGUCUACACCGGCAACAGUGUUGACAUUUCAAUUAUUGCUCAAAACACAGGAUUCAUGUUUGACAUUGCACCCGUAUUCAACGCUCUUCUCGUUUUCAUCGAACACAGAUACUAUGGACAAUCACUGCCCUUUGGAAAUGCAUCGUUCUCAUCCCCAGAAAAUAUGAGGUAUUUAUCUUCUACCCAAGCACUUGCAGAUUACGCAUCCGUCAUAGAAUAUUUAACAAGGAGCUUCUAUGAAAAUGUUAUAACCUAUGAUACUUAUCCAGUCGUUGCUUUUGGAGGAUCAUACGGAGGAAUGUUGGCCGCCUGGUUAAGAAUGAAAUAUCCCUAUUCAGUUAUAGGAGCUAUUUCAUCUUCGGCACCAAUGUUCUACUUUCCUGGAAUGACAAACUGCGACUUAUUUUAUGAUAAAGUUACACAAGUUUUUGAGAAAUUUGGACGCGAGCAAUGUGUCAAGGCCAUUAAGCUAGGGUGGGAUGUCAUCAUCAAUUUAUCGAAAACAAAAUUAGGAAUGGACUUUAUAUCUACUACAUGGAAACUAUGUGGAAGACUAAAGGGUCCUGAAGAUACUGAAACAUUAUUGAAUUGGUUAAGCAAAAUAUACGUUAAUAUAGCAUUGGCAAACUACCAUUAUCCAACAGAUUUGUACACACCUUUACCAGCUUAUCCAGUGAAGGUAUUCUGCGAUAAACUCACCACUUCAUACUUCAACGAUACGAAAGGUCUAAUAGAACAUUUUAGUCAUGCCUUAGAGAUAUAUACCAAUUACACUGGAAAGCGAGUAUGUAACAAUAUAAAUAGUACAUACGAUGAUUACACCGAAUUUGCUUAUGAUUACCAACAAUGCACAGAACUCAUAAUGCCUAAAUGUUCAACAGAUGCUGACAUGUUUAUGACGAAACCUUGGGAUUACGAAAAAUACUCUAUGGAUUGUUAUAAGAAGUUCGGGGUUAGGACAUUACCUCCUGAUUGGGGUCUAAUAGCUUAUGGAGGAAAAAAUUUGAAAUACUAUUCUAAUAUUGUUUUCAGUAAUGGUAUGAUGGAUCCAUAUUCAUGUGGUGGCGUUACGGGUAAUAUGUCUGCCACAGUCUGGGCGUUUAAUAUUUCCGAUGCUCCACAUCAAGUAGAUUUGAGAAACUCUGAUGUUGCUGAUAAUAAUUACAUCUUAGGGGCAAGAUCAUUUUACAUUCAAGCUAUUAAGCAGUGGUUAAAUAUGGCAUAAAUUUUAAUUACUGAGGUUAUAUAUUACUGCCAGUGGCGUAGCCAGCCUUGCGUGGCGGAGGGGUCAUACAUUUAAAGGGGCGCAAUAUUUUUAUUUGUUAAAAAAAAUAAAACCUUGUAUAUUCUAACGUAUUUUUAAAAUAUGUCUUGUUCAAAUCCAUAUAACUUUUAAUUCAAAACUUGUUUAUGUAUCUACAACACAAAUUGAUUUAUCGAGCAAUUAGGUACUAAUUGGACAUCCUGCAUAAUAUAUGAAUAUUCUCACGUAAUUUAUUACCAUUCGAAUUUCCUUGGAGACGCCGCUGCAUGCGAGCACUCUUAAAUAAUUGGCUUUAACAUGUUAAAAAUUUAUAAUAAUCAUAACUUACAAGAUGUAUACAUUAAAAACGUUGCACUUUCAAAUUAUUGAUUUUAAAACCGAAAAAGGUUUAAUUUUAUUUGUUUUUUUUGCACUGGUGAUAUAAUGAAUUUUUCGAAACCAGUUUCAUAAUAUUCAACAUUAUGCAACUGGUUGCGUAAAAUAGAUCAUUUUGACACUUGCGCGAUUAAAAAAAAAGUCACUUUAUAUGUCAAAAUUAGAAAAAAUAAUAUUGAAGGUGUUGUUUUUAAAAAUAUGUUGCCAAAUAGUUUUCAAUUUCAAUGAAUGUUACAGGGUGUAAUAAAAGUAACUAUUUAUUGUGUAUAUAGGGCGGCAGGGGCGCCUAGCAAGGGGGGCGAGAGGGGCAAGCGCCCCUCCUGGCCCCCAUUUGGCUACGCCACAGUAAUACUGCGGCUGUUAAAUAAAAAACACUAUAGACUUUUACUUAACUGAAAUACAGCAUUAUAGAAUUAAUUUAGUUAAAUAUCUAAAACGCUAUUAUUGUAGUUGUAACUAGGAACAUUGUAUCAAAUCAUGCAAUGCUAAAAUGAUAAAGUAUUUUAUGUUUUUAUUGAAAUAAAAAUGUACCGGUAC